AUGAGCGGCGGCGCGGCUGCUGCUCCGCUCAGCGCGGACGAGCUCAUUUCGGCGGUCAACGAGUUUUACGCGACGUUCGACGAGCAGAGAAGGCACGAAAUCGAUCAGGUGUUGUGCCGCUUCAAAAGUGGUACGUGUUUAGAGUUUUUGGCAUUCCUCUGCAAAUCUUUUUUUUUCCUUCAGACUUUGACUGCUUUUUAACCGUAGGCACAUGUAUGCGGAUGAUUCGAGAGUCGAACAAUAAUCCCAGUGUUAGGUGGGAGAAAAUUUGAAAUGGCUUAUCGAAUUUCACAAAUUUUUUGCAGAUAUUUCGGCGCCGUUUCACUGUACGACGUGAUUCGAAUACGAAGUGCCGAGUGCAUUGCCAACGAGACUUUGGUAUUUGGACUCGAACAUUUUUUGAAGAUAAACAUGCAAACAUUGCAGCAAAUAAGCAUAAAAACAUUUUUAAUCGAUAGUCUAACGUCUGGAGCUUACGCCGAAACGACGUCGGUUUUGAACAAGGUAAUUCGAUUUUUUUGUUCACGAAAACUGACACCAUACGGAGGUUCUGAAGAUUUGAAAUCGCCGCACAGUGUAAGCAAUUCCUAAUUAAACGUUUCCGCGCGGACAUUACCGGACAGUUGAGCUGACAAUGGGCGCAAGUGCGCCCCGCCCAAUAGAGCGGCGCUAAAUUAAAAUUUUAACUGCAAAAUUUGUGUUUUUUGCCAGGAUAGCCACGAAAAAUCGAUAGCUCUGGAGACUGUGUUUUGCCGAAAAGUUCGCUUAAAAAUUGCUUAAACUCGGGCACACUUUAAGCAACGUUUAAGCAGACUCUAAGCAAAGUCUAAGAAACUUUAAAUUGUGCUUCAAAUGCUGCUGAUUACGGAGAAACACUCGUUAACAUUCAUUCUGAUUUCAGUUGUCUGCGACUCUGGCUCUGUUCGCUCUCUACUGCGUACCGGAUUUAUGGCAGACACCCGUUCAGGACCUCACUCCGCUCCUCGCCGCAACUCCCGAAAUUCUGCUCAAGUGAGAAAUGCAAUUAUGACUCUUAGAGUGAUGGACUCGUUUCUAAACAGCAAUAUCCUCUAGAAUAGAGCGACGAAAAGUUUCCCUCCGUUAAUUAAAAAAAAAUGGGUUCAACAGCAGUGACACAUUUGCAGAGUGCUCUCCGAUAUGGCCGCCGAAUUUGCGCACGUCCAAAUGCCGCUGACGCAGAGGUGUACGCUGAAAAUAAAAUUGCACGAGUUCUCGGAGGUAAGCGUUGUACGAAAUUAGAACAGCUUUGACCACUUGUUGGGCAUUUGCUUCCCGUUGCCUAAGAAAUUGCUUAGCGACCAAACGCGAGGCGAGACAAAUACCAUUUGGGUUGACCAGAUUUUUUCUCUGCUUCAAGCACAAAUCCGCCCAGGCUUGUCGUUGACUUUUUUUUCUAAUGUAAACAUCAGAGAUGUUGGGAAUUCCGUGUUCCGUGUUCCGUGUUCCGCGUUUUUUUCAAUAUUUUUUCCGUGUUCCGUUUUCCGUAAAAAAAAAUUUCCGUGUUCCGUGUUCCGUAGAAAUAAGUUUUUUUUUGUUUUCCGUGUUCCGUAUAAACUAUAUUUUCCGCGGAAAAAUUCGAUCACAAGUGGAUUCCAUUUUCAGUCGUUUUUUACUGUAGUUGUUUACUGUUGUGUUGUUGGUUUUGUUAUUUUUAUGAAAUUUUCAGUAAAACUUUCACAUGAGUCAAACAGCUGCCUUGUCAGUCAGAUAAUCGAAUUAAACAAAACAUUAUUUUUAAAAAAAUCACUGGAAUUCUCUUGAAAACGCUUUUUUCCGUGUUCCGUAAAAAAAAAAUUUUCCGUGUUCCGUGUUCCGUAGAAAUAAGUUUUUUCCGUUUUCCGUGUUCCGUGUUCCGUAAAAAAAAAAUUUUCCGUUUUCCGUGUUCCGUGUUCCGUAGAGUAAAAUUUUUAUUCCCAACAUCUCUGGUAAACAUAUAAAAGCUCAACUUUUGAGACAUACUGUUCUAGUUGAAGUUAUACGGCAUAUAAAUAACUUUAUUAAACAAUUUUCAGAACAUAAUCCAAGUGCUGUCGGUGGUGCUCCGUCCGGGCGGCGACGCCUCGUCGAUCACGCAGCAGGCGGCCGUGGAAUGUGUCGAACAGUGGCUCCAAUUGCCCGGAAUGGCACUCGACUCGUGGACACACGUGCUCUCCGAAGUGCUCACCGCCGUUGUGCACGAUUGGUAAGCUUGGUUUUUCGAUAAUUUUCGCUAGCCUAGUGACGCCUACUGAAAACAGUGACACUAGGCAAGUAUUCGUAAAUGCUUUCCGUUUCAGCACGGCCCUCGCGAGCAUCCUGGACAUAAUCGCGGAGAACGACGAGUUCUGCCGCCACUCGACACUCAUCAUCAGCAUCUGCCAGUACAUUUGUGUGCACGUGUCGGGAAAGAUCGAAGAAGAGUUGAGGGAGGACGCGGCGAGCGAGGAAAUCGCCACUUUGGUCGCCGCCACGUGUUCAGUGGCCGCCAAAAGUGUGGCGACGCUUGUGGAGUGCGCCACGCGCGGCGGAGAUCAGCAACUUAUCGUGUAGGCGGUUUCAGGAUGUUUUUUUUGAAGAUUUGCACUUUAUUUUUGAAUCAAAGAAGAUUCUUGAACACUGAACAUCUGAUAGAAUGUGGCCAACUCGGAUGAUUAGCACAGAACGCUCGAAAAAUGUAAAUACUCAAGUGUUGCUUGAUUUCAGCCGUGUCGCCCAAGUGAUGCAAGUGCUCGCCAACAUUCGGGGACAGUAUCCGCAAGAAGAGUACAUUUCCGACCUGCCCGCCGUCUUUUUCAUCAAUCUCCGCUCCGAAGUGAUGCAGACGAUGGGAUCCAGUGAGAAAGUCGACAAACAGGUUUGCGCAUAACUUUUUCUAUGUUUUAAAAGUGCGUUUUUUUUCUCAGUUUCUGGCUCAAUUGGCUCAAAUCUACGCGCAAGUGCUCGAUUCGGCAAUCGUAAAACUCACGUUUCCGCCGGAAGCCACGUGGAAAACGUGGAAUCUCGAGGAGCAGGAGCAGUUCGAUUCGUAUCGGAAAAUGCGAUCGGAGACCUCCUACGACUCGUAUCACUUUUCCGCCGCGGAGACGUUGAAUUUUCUCAACGAAAAGUUGGAGGAGGCGUUGAAUGUGGGAGAUGUGAAUAGGUACGGUUGGAGGUCGUUCAAUAUUCAAAUUCAAAUUUCGUUUAUUCAUCGCAAAAAAAAAGAAAGAAACACCGUUAAAAGAGGGGAACACCAGAAGGGGCUGCAUGGCUGCAUGCAGAGUUGAGCGGAAGAACUCAACGAAAGAACACGGAAGAAUUUUUUAUCUUUUUUAGAAAAUUUUUUCAUAAAAUGUAAUCAACUGACGAAAUGUAUAGAAAAGUGAACUCUGCUAAUAGAAAAAUAAUUGUAAAUUUAACUUUUCAUACAAAAAAGUUAUUCGAGUUGUUCCGUGUAAAAAGGGGGCCAACGAAUAACUUUUUUGUAUGAAAAGCUAAAUUUACAAAUAUUUUUCUAUGAGCAAAGUUCACUUUGCUCUACAUUUCGUCAGUCAAUCACAUUUCAUGAAAAAAUUUUCUGAAAAAGAUAAAAAUUCUUCCGUGCUCUUCCGUUGAGUUAUUUCGCUCAACUCUGGCUGCAUGGCUGCAUAUGGCUGCAGAUGAAUAGGAAAGGAUAGUGAACAUUAGUUGUGGAGUUAAUAUUUGACAAUUGAGAUAAUAUCUGACAAAUGGAACAUUUUUUGCAGAAGCGAAGCGUGUCUGUACCAGUGGGAAUGCGUGGCGGACUACCUGUCCGAAACCGACUACCCGCCAAUCCUAAAGUGUCUGGAACUGUGCGCCUCCCGUCUCUCACUCCCUUCUUCCACUUCUUCUUCUUCUUCUUCUUCAUCCUCUUCCUCUCCAUCCGCCACGUCAUCACCCUCGAGUAUCUCCGAGGAUGUGUGUCGACGUGGCACCACCCUCAUGCACCUCCUCUACUCGCUCUCCCAUCUCGUUCAGGAGCACGAACAGGCGAAACAGUUGGAGUGCGCCGUCGUGCCCCUCAUUCUGAGCCACGUGGAUGCGAGCAUUCCGUGUGCGCGACGAGCCAUCGACACGCUGCAAAAGUUUGUCGAGGAUCGACCCGAAUCGCUCGAUGUUAGUACGUUGAAACGAAGCAACAAAAAACACUGAAAAAUAUGUUCUCUAUGAUUUUUGACAGUUUAUUCAAAAUUAGAUGACACUAUUCUGUAACUUCUAGGAGCACGUUUCGAUUCAGCAUAACCUAAUGUAUCAUCAGGAUUUUCCAAAGUCUGCUCAAAAGUACUCACAGAGUGCUUGUUAAUAUGCUGCCGAAAAAUGCUGGAAAUGUGCUCAAUCAAUAGCAGUGUAGCCAGGGAAAAACGAUGAUACAUUCGAAUUUCUGCAGAUAAUCGGAGAUCGCAUCUCGACGACGUGCUACGAGUUCUUCAAUGCGACGCGAGCACGAGACUCGGACCGUCUGGCGGCACUGAAAUGCAUCGGAUACGUGCUGUCGCGGCGGACGCCCGCCGAAACGAUGAAAAUAAUCGGACAAAUUCUGUCGCAGCAGAACAUUGACGAGCCGGGAAUCGACGCGCAGACGAGACAUCGACGAUACGCAUUUCAGAUCAACACUUUCGCGGCGCUUUUUGCGAGUGUGACGCCUAAAUCUAAAGGUAGAAUUGAGAGAAACUCUCGAUUUUUAAAUCAACAUUUUUAAAUUCAGACGCUUCGAACGCGGUGCCGGACGAGGAGCCGACAAUAGUGCAAUUGUUGCGCGAGGCGAUUCCGGUAUUCGAGACGCUGUGCGACGCGGACAGUUCCGUGCCCACCUCGGAGGGAAAUCUGAUCCAGGAGGUGUGCAAGGCGGUCCGUUCGGCGCUCAACUCGCUGCCCGACCUCUACCUUUCGCUCUUUUUUCCCUUCGUCGUCUCCCUCCUCAACACCGCUCUUUUCGUACCCGAUUCAGCGGCCGCCGCGUGUGGACUGGCCAAAUCUGUCGCAUUGGUAAGCGUUUCUCGUCUAGAAAAUUCAUGUGUAUGCGCGUAUUUUUCAGCAAUGCGGUCCGCUGGUGGGCGUCGAAAUGGCAAACGCGUUCGCCCAAUGGAUGCGGGCUUUCGAGGAGCGAGUCGAUUCGCCGCAAAUCGACGAAUACCUCCAACUGGUGCAGCAAAUCGUGAAAAAGAGCUGGAAACAGAUUCGGACGUACCACGAACCGUCGAUGAUCGCGCUCCGAUCCGCCAUCAACAUUUGUAGUUAUGUACGUUUUUUUUUUAAAGCAGACCCAGAGGCGAAGAUUGGGUCUGCAUCAGAGUUGAGCGGAAGAACUCAACGGAAGAACACGGAAGAAUUUUUAUCUUUUUUAGAAAAUUUGUUCAUGGAAUGUGAUCAACUGACGAAAUGUAUAGCAAAGUGAACUCUGCUCAUAAAUAAAUAAGUGUAAAUUUAGCCGUUCAUACAAAAAAGUUAUUCGAGUUGUACCGUGAAAAAAGGGCUAACCGAAGACGAAAGGACAUUUUCACGGAACAACUCGAAUAAAUUAUUUUUCAAUUAUUUUUCUAUGAGCAGAGUUCACUUUGCUAUACAUUUCGUCAGUUGAUCACAUUCCAUGAAAAAAUUUUCUAAAAAAGAUAAAAAUUCUUCCGCGUUCUUCCGUUGAGUUCUUCCGCUCAACUCUGGUCUGCAUGUGUCAGUUCUCCCUCUUCGUCGUACUUCACAGGAACAACCUCAGCUCUUUCACUUUUAUUUUCUACUCUUGACGUAUUUCUUUCUCUCUCCCAGUUUAUCUUUCUUGUAGGCAAAAUGAUUGCAGAUAAUUCGGAAUUCGGGCGUGCCGACAGAAGUGCGAACUGCCUCACAGAUCCUCGCCUCGCUGGCGACGCACACGACGCUCCACACGGAUCUGACGCAGAAAUCGGCGUUGGCCGAGGACGGACCCCUCCUCAUUCGCGCCAUUUUCGCACGGAUCCAAUCGGAAUUGAUGCGGCCGACCGUCGAGGCGCUCGCCGAAGUCCUCUUCUUCUACUUUAGAGAAUUCACCACCGAGACGAGGUGAGCAAAAAAAAAACGGAUCACAGCCAGCACACCAUGCCUUCCGACCGGUCUCUCGAGAUCCGUUCUUGCAUCCAUCGUCCAGAGAUUUCUCUCUCUCUCUCUUUCUCUCUCUUUGCUUCCGACGAGUCUCCUUUCCAAUGAAUACAUUUUUGCAGGGCAGUUUUGAACGGAGAACCGUACGGCUCGUCUCAAUUGGUCUCGGCAAUGUUCCGGGAAAUUGGCAAUUUGCGGACGUUCAAACAAACGACGAUCCGCUUCAACAACGCCGCCCUCCGAGAUCCCGGAUCCAUUUGA
Molecule: messenger RNA, 6327 nt
Organism: Caenorhabditis sp. 36 PRJEB53466
Lineage: Eukaryota; Metazoa; Nematoda; Chromadorea; Rhabditida; Rhabditidae
Source: the annotation of a GenBank genome assembly